This is a messenger RNA of Pungitius pungitius (ninespine stickleback), 904 nucleotides long. RefSeq names its product troponin I, slow skeletal muscle-like. The record is from RefSeq and is a predicted model, not a curated record. Gene Ontology annotation, cellular component: troponin complex. Gene Ontology annotation, biological process: cardiac muscle contraction; skeletal muscle contraction. Bases 178 to 765 code for a protein of 195 amino acids. Lineage: Eukaryota; Metazoa; Chordata; Actinopteri; Perciformes; Gasterosteidae. The transcript is spliced from 5 exons.
AUCCUGAAAUCAGUUGCCAACUAUUAGAUUAGAUCAAUAAAAGUUGUGUAAUGCUACAUCUCUGUCCCUUUUGUAUUUUCUUCCCACAGACCAGAGGUAAGACUUUGCAAGACAUUACUCACUAAGGACUAAUUUAACUGCACAUAUUAUUAUAAGAUUAUCCCAUAUCUAUUUAAAAUGUUGCAAUGGAAUUUAAUAAUAAAAAUAUAUUUCUUGCAGAGAAAAUCUAAAAUCUCAGCCUCUCGGAAGCUGAUGCUGAAGAGCAUGAUGGUGGCCAGAGCCAAGGAGGAGCUGGAGCAGGAGAUGGAAGAAAAAGAGGAACAGAAGGCAAAGUACCUGGAAGAAACGUCUCCGCCCCUAGAGACCGCCGGCAUGUCCUCAGACGACCUGAAGGCAUUAUGCAAAGAGCUGCAUGCCAAGAUAGACGCGGUGGACGAGGAGCGGUACGACAUUCAGGCCAAAGUCUCACACAACACCAGAGAGAUCAAAGACCUGAACAUCAAGGUGGUGGACCUGCGGGGGAAGUUCAAGAGACCCAGCCUGAGGCGGGUGAGGGUCUCUGCGGACGCCAUCCUGUGCUCCCUCCUGGGCUCCAAACACAAGGUCUCUCUGGAUCUGAGAGCUAAUCUCAAAUCGGUCAAGAAGGAGGACACAGAAAAGGAGAAGACGGCGGAGGUGGGCGACUGGAGGAAGAACGUGGAGGCCAUGUCGGGCAUGGAGGGCCGCAAGAAGAUGUUCGACGCAGCAAAAGGAGAAAAACAGUGAACGUCCAUGGUGGGGAGACACGGACGUGUUCCAUCUGACAUCAGAGUCAGCACGCAAAAUAAAAGCAUGAACUGAAGGGGUUUGACAUGUUCAGUACAAAAUAAACACUUCAUUAUAGAGUCACUAGAGUCCCAUAAUA